Molecule: messenger RNA, 1418 nt
Organism: Daldinia decipiens
Lineage: Eukaryota; Fungi; Ascomycota; Sordariomycetes; Xylariales; Hypoxylaceae
Product: WLM-domain-containing protein
Exons: 1
Coding region: 237-1277 (346 amino acids)
Molecular function (GO): proteasome binding
Source: RefSeq, a predicted model, not a curated record
AACACAUACAAUAAAUAUAUGUAAGUGAACCACACUUUGUAGAAUCUUCGAUAAGAAUGGCUAGAAAGAAAUCAUAAAUUCUGCGAAGCCAAUAGGUAAGGCUGUUUUUUUUCUUUCUUUAAUAUCUUAUCAUUUCAUAUACGUGUAACUCUAUCCUUAUAACUAAGGUAAAUAUAAAAAUACCUUUAUCUCCGAUCCAACCUCCAUCCUCUAUCCAAUAUCACGCAACUACAAAUAUGGCGGGCCAAGAUGAGAUGCCUCCCGAAUCCGGUGAGAUCACUAUCAGUCUCACACAUCACGGAAACCCGCACAACUUCACCAUAAACCCCACCGCCACCGUCGCCGACCUUGCCGCCCAAAUCCAGGAUGAACUGUUCAUCCCCGUCAGCAACCAGAAGCUCAUGGUCUCGAAGCUCGGCCUGCUCAAAGCCCCCUUCGCCGAGCGCCCCGUCGCCGAUCUCCAAGACAAGAAGAUAACCCUAAUCGGUACAUCGACCGAGGAGAUCGCCUCCUUAGCAUCGGCCUCUCAAAGCGCAGCGCAGCGACAAGCACACCUAGCCGCCGCGCGACGCAAUCUACCCAAGGCAUACUCGCGGCGGGACUCGCAGCGCGUUCUCGACGACAGCACAUACACCUUCGCGACUGUACGCCCUCUGGCCAACUUACCGCGCCCAGAGCGCUCCCUCGCCUUCCUCGAGCGGCUAAAAGCCGACCCGGGGAUCCGAGCCGCAAUGCGCACGCACAAAUUUAGCGUCGGCCUGCUCACAGAAAUGGACCCGUUAUCGUACACGGAGGCUUCGCACGAGGGCACGACGCGGAUCCUAGGACUGAACCGCAACGCGGGCGAGAUCAUCGAGCUUCGUCUGCGCACGGAUGCGUACGACGGGUACCGCGACUACAAAACCAUCCGCAACACGCUGUGUCACGAGCUGGCGCAUAACGUGCACCAGAACCACGACCGCGCGUUCUGGGACCUGACCCAUCAGAUCGAGAGGGAGGUCACGCGCGCGGAUUGGACUCGCGGGGGCCAGAAUGUGGCGGGCGGGGAGUUUUAUGAGCCGCCCGGGACCGGGACGGAAGAGGAGGUGGCGUAUGAUCAUGGCGGGUGGACGGGCGGGGCGUUUGUGCUUGGAGGGGGGAGUGUGGGAGGUGGAGGUGCUGCUGCUGCUACGGCGGGGCAGGGCGCGUUAAGUAGACGGGAGAUCAUGGCUAAAGCGGCGGAGGAACGUAUGAAGAAGAAGAAACAGGCUGAGGAGGAGGCGAAGAGGAAUCGGUGAUGUGUUGAGAUGAGAUAAUGGGGAUAUGCGAAUCUACCAAGCAUCUUAUGUUUUUGUUUUAAUCCUUAGCUAGGCGAAACAGGGGGAGGGCUUCAUGAUUUAUAUUUAUGCAUGGCUACGGCGUUUAAGGAUGGUCCAAGU